UAAUGCUUUGCUAGGACAUGAUAAUUGCUUAACAAAGUCUUCCGCAAAAGUGCACAACAUUAAUAGUCUAAUAACCAAUCUUAAUGCAUGUAAAAAAUCUAGGCAGUGCGGCAUAAACACUAAUAAUUUAAUUACAAUUACUACUUUAGAUGAUCAACUUAUUAAAACUAUAAAAAUAGAUUAUAGAUUAAAUAAAAAAUACACACAGAGUGGCGCUAACAAAAAUAACUUAAGUUUCUGUCUCAAACAUCAAUAACACACAUAGAAUUCAGCUCUGCUCCUCCGAAACAUUAAAUAUGGCAAUAUUAAAUGUUAGAGCAUUAACUAACAAGACGUUUAUCAACAAUCUUAUUAGUGAUAGAAAAAUUGUAUUGCACUAAGUGAAACGUGGCUUAGCUCAGACAGUGCGGCUGUUUUAAUCGAAUCUGCUCCUCCGAAUUACAGUUUUACUCGUGUGGAUCGCCAAGGAAAGAAAGGCGGCAGCUUGUCAAACAUUUACUCAAGCCGGUUAAAGUGUAAAGAUGUCAGUUUUGGUGAAUUCAAGUCCUUCGAGUAUCUCGCCGUUAUUAUUCAUGGAGAUUCUCACUUUCUAGUAUUAUCCGUGUAUAGACCUCCUAAAUUUAACGCAUCUUUCUUUGAGGAAUUCUCAGACUUAAUGUCAAUUGUAAUUACGAACUAUGACACACUCUUAAUAGUCGGCGACUUUAACUUUCAUAUCGAUAAUCAGUGUGACCAAAAAGUAAAAGAAUUCAUGAACCUCCUAGACUCUUUUGACUUGAGACAGCUCGUUAAUCAGCCUACACAUAAAGCAGGUCAUACGUUAGACUUAGUAAUUACCAAAGGACUAAAAGUUGAUGUAAAGCAGGUCAUUGAUAUUGGUCUAUCAGACCAUUUUCUUUUACUAUUUAAUAUAGAAAUAAUGAUAGAAAACAUUCAUGAGAAGCAUAUUGUUAAAAAACAGUUCUUUGAUUCACCAGCAUCUUUAAAACUUACAAACAUUCUAAGCAAUCAGUCAGUUUAUAGUGCUAACUAUAAUAGCGAGUAUAAUGUAAAUAAUAAGGUGGAAAAAUUUAAUACUAAGGUGAGAGCUGCUGUUGACAUAGUUGCACCUGAAAAUACAGUUAAAAAAUCUUCUAGCAUUGUUAUACCAUGGAAGACCCAAAGAGUGUCUGAUUUAAAGAGAACAUGCUGGAGAGUUGAGCGUAAAUGGAGGAAAACUAAACUAACUAUCCACUAUGAAAUAUUGAAGGUUAAAAUAACAGAAUACAAUAACACAGUCGGUCUUGAGAGGCACUGCUAUUUCUCUAAGAUUAUAAAUAACAAUGCUAGUAAUCCCAGAGUCUUAUUCUCUAUGAUUGAUCGUCUGCUAAACCCAGGUAACGCAAAGGAAUGCCUCCAAAAUACUUCCAGUGAAACCUGUGAGGGUAUCACUGUAUUUUUCAAUCAAAAAAUUAAUGAUAUUAGAAAUAAUAUAGUAUAUCUCCCCAACACUGCAGAUCCUCCUAAGCCCCAGUACUCCGUUAUAAACAAAUUAAAUUCUUUCACCAGGAUAGAUUUACCGGAUUUACAUAAAAUAAUUUCUCAACUGAGACCCUCCACUUGCGUCCUUGACCCAAUACCAACAAGUUUUUUCAAAGAAGUAUCGGGCGUGCUAUUUGAUAAUAUUCUUGACAUAGUAACUUGUCAUUAGAUACGGGGGUCUUCCCAGACUGUCUUAAGACUGCUGUAGUUAAACCCCUACUCAAGAAAAAUAAUCUUGACCCCUCUGCUUUUGAAAAUUUUAGACCCAUUUCUAACCUGCCUUUCUUAAGUAAAAUUUUAGAGAAGGCAGUCAUUAUGCAGUUAAAUGACCAUCUCAAUAAACAUGCUAUUCUUGAUAAAUUUCAGUCAGGUUUUAGAACAAAUCACAGCACAGAAACUGCACUCGUUAAAGCAGUAAAUGACUUGCGGGUAAAUGCAGACGGAGGCCAUUAAUCUGUUCUCAUCCUCUUAGAUCUGGUAUCCGUCAAUAAGGGCGCGUACAAAAAGGCGACCUUCACAAGGGCGACCUCAAUUGGGCGCGGUGAAUAAAAGCGCACAUAAAUAAAAGCGAUCUUCAAAAGGGCGACCUCAAUUGAGCGCCGAAUAAAGGCGAGCUUCAAAAGGGCGACCUCAAUUGAGCGCCGAAUAACUGCGCGCAUAAAUAAAGGAGUGCUUCAAAAGGGUGACGUCAAUUGGGCGCAGCGAAUAAUGUCAAACGCAACAAAAUUAUUACAGAAAAUUUAUUAGAUAAAGGCAAUGAUUGAACGUAUAAAAAGGUGAAAGCAAGAAUAUUAAAACAUCCAAUUAAUUAAUGCAUGAACUUCUGAUGAACUACUUCUAACAAACUAUUUCUAAAGCUCUCUAUAUAUCGUUGUUUUCAAAAUUACAGAAAAUUAGAUUAAGGCAAUGACUGAACAUAUUUCGUUGUUUUCACAUUAGAUUAAGGCAAUGACUGAAUGUAUAAAAUGGUGAAAGCAAGUUACACUUGAAGCUGUAGAUUAUGUGCAAUCCUAUAUUCAGUGCAUUUCCAGAUGUGUUUCCCGUUGAUAGUUUUCUCCUUUCUGAAUGUAUAGCCUUCGACUACGAGUAGAUCUGCACCUUUGUUGCUCUUCCCAUAUUCCAGAGCCAUUUCAACUACAUUAUCUACGAACGCCUUUACUUGCCGUGCUCAAUUGAGGUCACCUUUUUGAAGCACUCCUUUAUUUGAGCGCGCAUUUAUUUGGCGCUCAAUUGAGGUCGUCCUUUUGAAGCUCGCCUAUAUUUACGGGCGCCUUUAUUCGGCACUCAAUUGAGGUCGCCUUUAUUUACGUGCGCCUUUAUUCGCCACGCCCAAUUGAGGUCGCCCUUUUGAAGGUCGCCUUUUUGUGCGCGCCCUUAUUGAAUAGAACCCUUAGAUCUGAGUGCCGCAUUUGACACCACUGAUCACAACAUUCUUAGAAACCGCCUUAGUCAAUGGGUGGGCCUCUCUGGCAGUGUCUUAAAUUGGUUUGAAUCCUACCUGGCAGGGAGAAAAUUCUUUGUUAGUUGUGAUAAUUAUACUUCAAAGACACAUGAUAUUCUAUAUGGUGUUCCACAAGGCUCUAUCCUGGGUCCGUUGUUCUUCUCAAUCUACUGUACAUGCUUCCGUUAGGUCAGAUUAUCUCGGGGCACAACGUGAGCUACCACAGCUAUGCUGAUGACACACAGCUGUAUUUAUCAAUUGCACCCGAUGACCCAGACACUGUUAUUUCACUAACACAAUGUCUUACUUGUGUUUCUAAUUGGAUGAAUAGUAAUUUUCACAAGCUAAAUAAAGAGAUAACAGAAAUUUUAGUGAUUGGCAAUAAUGGAGACAAUAAGAUUAUUAGAAAUAAACUUGAUGCGUUAGGAUUAAAAGUCAAGACGGUGGUAAAGAACUUAUGGGUAACUGUUGACUGUAACCUGAAUUUUAAAUCGCAUAUUAAUCAGACCACUAGGACAGCAUUUUUUCACUUAAGAAAUAUAGCAAAAGUUAGACCUCUUAUAUCAUUGAAAGAUGCUGAGAAAUUAGUUCACGUUUUUGUUUUCAGUCGUCUAGAUUACUGUAACGCACUCCUCUCAGGACUACCCAAAAAAGACAUAAAUCGUUUGCAACUAGUGCAGAAUGCAGCGGCUAGAAUCCUAACUAGGAAAAGAAAACCCGAGCACAUUUCUCCAGUUUUAAUGUCACUACAUUGGUUACCUGUGUCAUUCAGAAUUGACUUUAAAAUACUGCUUAUGGUUUACAAAGCCUUAAAUAAUCUCGCCCCAUCUUAUAUAUCAGAAUGUCUGACACCCUAUAUUCCAAAUAGUAACCUUAGAUCCUCAAUGAGUGUCUGCUUAGAAUUCCAAGAGCAAAACUUAAAAGAAGUGGUGAUGCGGCCGUCUGCUGUUAUGCACCUAAAAUCUGGAAUAGCCUGCCAGUAGGAAUUUGCCAGGCUAAUACAGUGGAGCACUUUAAAAAACUGCUGAAAACACAUUACUCUAACAUGGCUUUCUGAUAACUUCACCUUCAUUUAAUCCUGAUACUCUGUAUAUUCAAUUCAUUAUAAUAACUAUUCAUGGUGGUUCUAAAAUCCGUACUAACCCCUACUCUCUCUUCUGUUUCUUUUCCCGGUUUUCUGUGGUAGCGACCUGUGCUGCCACCACCACCAACUAAUCAAAGUACCAAGAUGUUCCUACAUUGAUGGAUUAAAAGCCAGAAGUCUACAUGACCAUCAUCAUCAAGUCCUUCCAUGAGAACCCUAAAUACAAAGUGGACUGUUUCAUUUAUGUUAGGUAGAAUGCCCAGAGGGGGCUGGGCGGUCUCAUGGCCUAGAAACCCUACAGAUUUUAUUUUUUCUCUCCAGCUGUCUGGAGUUUUUUUUUUUUGUUUGUUUUUUUCUGUCCUCCCUGGCCAUCGGACCUUUCUCUUAUUCUAUGUUAAUUAGUGUUGUCUUAUUCUAAUUCUUACUUUGUCUUUUAUUUCUCUUUUCUUCAUUAUGUAAAGCACUUUGAGCUACAUUAUUUGUAUGAAAAUGUGCUAUAUAAAUAAAUGUUGUUGUUGUUGAUAUUCCACUACUUGUAGAUUGUCUAAUUCGUGCUGCCAUCAGGGAAAAGUAGUGUUUCUUCCCAGUGAAGCGGCGUAUCCGUGAGAAUGAAAAGAUUUGUUAUUUGGUGAAAGUGAAAUCCACAUACGCAAGCA
Molecule: messenger RNA, 4702 nt
Organism: Erpetoichthys calabaricus (reedfish)
Lineage: Eukaryota; Metazoa; Chordata; Cladistia; Polypteriformes; Polypteridae
Exons: 2
Coding region: 656-1690 (344 amino acids)
Source: RefSeq, a predicted model, not a curated record